Messenger RNA from Helianthus annuus (common sunflower), 1869 nucleotides. RefSeq lists its product as uncharacterized. The record is from RefSeq and is a predicted model, not a curated record. Lineage: Eukaryota; Viridiplantae; Streptophyta; Magnoliopsida; Asterales; Asteraceae. The coding region runs from base 256 to 1683 and encodes 475 amino acids. The transcript has 5 exons.
UAUCUCUAUAUAUAAUAUCACUCAUGAUCAACCAUGUUUACACAGAGUCAGUCAGUCAGUCACUCCACUCCAGGUAUGUAUGCAAAGAUACGAUUCUCUCACUCGCUACUCACCUUCGUGCAUUCUCCCAAUUUUCAAAUAUUUAGGGCUUCAAUUGCAGUUCGAUAAUCAAUGUUUAAUCAUACAUAGAAACGGCCAAACCGGUCACUAAUCCUUUGUGUACUUCAAUUUAAAUCGGUGUUAAGAUCUUCACCAAUGAGUUCUCGGAUCACAUCUCAUCAAUUAAACAAUGGUUUGUACGUAUCCGGACGUCCAGAGCCACCAAAAGAAAAACCUCCGACAAUGUCAUCAACCGCAGUGCCAUACACAGGUGGCGAUAUAAAAAAGUCCGGAGAAUUAGGAAAAAUGUUCGAAGGGCCAAGAAAAUCCGGACAACUAACCAGCGGUCCGUUAAGAACCGGAUCCAUGGGUAGCGGCAACAUGGCUCACGCAAGCCAAAUAUCAUCGCAUUCCAUGAACCGUGUGGGUUCGUUGUCAGGCGGUGUUCCCGGAUCUGCUUCAUUGAAAAAGACCAAUUCCGGCCCGUUAAACAAACACGGCGAACCGAUACGAAAGUCAUCCGGGCCUCAAACCGGAGGGUUGACUUCCGCUUCGCGCCAUAAUUCCGGACCGCUCCCUCCGGUUCUCCCCACCACCGGGCUUAUUACGUCCGGACCGAUCUUGUCUGGACCGCUUAACUCAACGGGUGGGCCCAGAAAGACAUCGGGUCCGUUGGACUCUUCGGCUUCAAUCAAAUCACGAACCACAUCAAUGGUUAGAAACAAUGCGGUUACUCAUUUGAGUCCGGAUGGUACACAGUCGUUCUUCAGGAGCUUCCCGAAGCUAGUUUUUUGGUCGAUGGUUUUGCUGUUUAUGAUGGGGUUUAUUGCUGCGGUUUUUAUACUUGCGGCCGUUGGUAAUCCGAUUCUUCUCAUUGUUGUCGUUGUUCUUUUUGCUAUUGUGAUCGUGGCUUUUGCAUGGAAUGUAUAUUGGGAUGAAAAAGCGGUUAAUAAGUUUAUCUCUGAGUAUCCGGAUGCCGAGCUUAGAACCGCAAAAGAUGGCCAGUUCGUCAAAGUUUCCGGGGUUGUUACCUGUGGAAAUGUACCAUUGGAGUCAUCAUUCCAAAGGGUUCCCAGAUGUGUUUAUACAUCCACAAGUUUAUACGAAUACCGAGGCUGGGAUUCAAAACCCGCCAACCCCACACAUCGCCGUUUCACCUGGGGUCUCCGCUCCGCAGAGAGGCAUGCUGUGGAUUUCUAUAUAUCUGAUUUCCAAUCCGGGUUGCGGGCGUUAGUUAAAACUGGUUAUGGUGCGCGGGUGACUCCAUAUGUUGAGGAAUCUGUUGUUAUUGACAUUAAUCAGUCCAGUAAAGAUAUGUCUCCUCAAUUUAAAAGAUGGUUGGCUGAGAGAAACUUAUUUAGUGAUGAUCGUGUGAUGCAACUCAAAGAAGGCUACAUUAAAGAGGGCAGCAGCGUGAGUGUGAUGGGAGUUGUGGAAAGAAACGACAAUGUUUUGAAGAUUGUUCCUCCACCAGAGCCGGUUCCAACCGGAUGCCGUUGGACUAGUUGUACGCUUCCCACAAGCGUAGAUGGCAUUGUUUUGAGAUGCGAAGACUCUUCAAAUCCUGACGUUAUACCCGUUUAGCCUUUUGCUACUUGGUAAGUCAAAGUUUGACCAAAAUAUGAUAUAGGUGUAUAGUUUGUUUCAUUGCAUCCCGUGAUUUUUAUGUGGGAGUGUUAAGUGUUUUGCUAAUGGUGUUGUGUGAUGAUGAAUCAUUUGGGGCAACUUGAUAUUUGAAAAGGCUUACAGAUUUCUCUGGUUUUUUUCAUC